Molecule: messenger RNA, 5238 nt
Organism: Lates calcarifer (barramundi perch)
Lineage: Eukaryota; Metazoa; Chordata; Actinopteri; Centropomidae
Gene: ark2ca
Product: ring finger protein 165a
Exons: 8
Coding region: 247-1284 (345 amino acids)
Molecular function (GO): ubiquitin protein ligase activity; zinc ion binding
Source: RefSeq, a predicted model, not a curated record
UGGAUUCAGCCGUGGAGGGGCGGGCUGUCCAAAAACACAGACAUCCCCGCCCCGGCGCUCACCCCAUUGGCGGAGCCGGGUGCCAAAGCCGGAGGGUCCUGUUCGGAGGGGUCCAGUGAUUGGUUUACCGGGUGUGCGUGUGCAGGCAGCGCAGCCUGUCCGUUUGAAUGUGCUGGGGACUGGAGGGGAUCAUUUCCAUGGACCAUCUGUCUCGCUGGCUGCCCACACAACAAAGAAGGACCCAGGAUGGUGUUAGUACAUGUUGGAUAUCUGGUUCUCCCCGUCUUCGGCUCAGUUAGAAAUAGAGGAGCACACUUCACCAGGCAUCACAACAGCCAUGCUACCUCCUGCCGACACUUUCACCUGGGCGCUCCCCAGGCGCCCAUCUCAGCCGAGUUCCCUCUAGGACACGCCAGCCAGCCCCCUCAGACAGGCCUGGCCACCCAUCUGCCCCCGGCACACCAUCCGCCCCUCACUGCCCUGCCCGCGCCCCCUCAGUUCCAGGAUGUGCCGGGGCCUCCAUUCCUACCUCAGGCCUUACACCAGCAAUACCUCAUCCAGCAGCAGCUUCUUGAAGCGCAGCACCGCAGGAUCCUCCCGCACUCCAGAAGAACCCAGGAGCGUAUUCCCCUGAACCCUCACCGACUGCGUUCAGGCUACGAGUACUCCCCUCCCAUCCACGUUCCGCAGCCAAUGACACAGCAGCCGCGGUACCUGGCCGAAGGCACCGACUGGGAUCUCAGUGUAGAUGCCGGCCUCCCUCACCACCAGUACCAGCUCCAGCAGCUUCCACAGCACUAUCAGCAUUACCUAGCCUCCCCUCGAAUGCACCACUUCCCCAGGAACACAUCCUCUGCGCAAGUGGUUGUGCAUGAAAUCAGAAACUACCCGUACCCCCAGCUGCACCUGUUGGCACUGCAGAGUCUGAACCCUUCGAGGCAUGCCACCGCUGUGAGAGAAAGUUAUGAGGAGCUGUUGCAGCUGGAGGACCGGCUAGGGAGUGUCAGCAGAGGAGCUGUUCAGACAACCAUAGAGAGAUUCACCUUUCCACACAAAUACAAGAAGAGAAAGCCCCUGCAGCUGAAGAUUGGGGAGGAGGAGGAAACAGAUGUGGAUGAGAAAUGUACCAUCUGUUUGUCCAUGCUGGAGGAUGGAGAGGAUGUCAGGAGACUGCCCUGCAUGCACCUCUUCCACCAGGGCUGCGUGGACCAAUGGCUGGCCACCAGCAGGAAGUGUCCAAUCUGUCGAGUUGACAUCGAAACGCAGCUGAACCCUGACAGCUGAUGAGAUUCAGCCCCUCCCGCCAUCACCUUCUCUCCUUGUCAAUCACCCUUGCGUGGUUCCUGCUUUCUUCCACCCCGGCUUGCUUGCCGGCCGGCCGCCCGUCUCUUCACCCCACCCCACCCCGACCCAUCCACCUCCCACCCCUGCCGGUUGGGUGCUUUGCCAAAUGUCUCCAGACUUCAUGUGACAUCACCACCCUUCUGACUCACGCUUUACUGAGCCAAGCCAGGAUAACUAACUGCACGAGAGGCCGCGAAGGACUCUCUUUAUAUAGAAGCACAUCCCUCUGGAAGCAAAAGACACGCAAACACACACACACACACACACACAGACACACACACACAUACUCAUGUACACAGGGUUUACUUGUAGCUUGCUGGUCGUAAGUGGGGUGUUGUUGCUGUUGUGGUGUUGUACUGUAGGUAGCCCCGGGCUGUGUAGCAUGUCCUUAAAGCCAUGACUUAAUGUCCUGAGAGUGGAAAACACAUAACCCCACACUGAGCUGGCUACUUUCUCUCUUCUCUCUCUCUCUUUCUAUAUAUAUAAAAAUACAUAUAUAUACAUAUAUAUUUCUCUCUUUUCAAACACACUUCAAUCAAAAUGAAUAUUCUGCCACACAAGAAAGCUUAACAGAAACUAAAUGCUCUGAUGCCAUGUUUACCUAAAGAUCAUUUGUGGUCGUAGUAGAGUAGCAGUAACCAACAAGUGAUAUCUGGUGCAGUGUCGCCUCCUUGGGGGGUGAGUGCCAGCUAGCUGAGUGUUUUAAUACUAUCAUGCAGCUUUGACAUUUUGCAAUACAGUUGUACAUUUACCUUGGGUUGGUGUCGUGUGAGAUGGUGUCAUGUGAGUAGGUCUCUCCAUCACUGCCGCGGAAACCGAGCCCAGUGACGGAGUCGUCGUGUGUGUUGAAAAUUAAAAAAAAAAAAAAAGAAGAGAAAAAAAGGUAGAAAGUGUUUUUACCAAAAUGCAUUUUUGUCACAGUGUAGCUUGAACCUGACGCGCAGGUUCACAUGCGUGUGCUCUGCCCUGCUGUGUGUGACUUAAAGAAUGUGUCUAAAAAAGGUGUGGAUGUUUAAAAAGUGCAAAUGUGAGUGCAAAUGUGUUUUAAAGGGUUUCAGGCAACACCAAGACUCACCUAGACAAAGCAUGGCCACUGGAGUGCUUAUACAACACAAAGCCAAAAAAAGGGGGGGGGGAUGGGAAAGAAGGAAACUAUCAUGCACUGCAGAGUGAAGUGGGAGGAAGAUUUAGCUGCCCUUGUACCUGCAUCUUCAUCUGGCACAGGGCCCAGUGGCAAAGCAGAACAGUGUGUGCUAAAAAUGCAUGUUUCAUCGACCUGGGCUGUUAGCUUUGGUAGCGUUACUUCAAUUUAAAAAGGUACAGAGACGGCUGUGCAUGACUUAGUUAAUCUGAACUGUGACUAUCUUCUCAACACUAACAAACAAACAACAAAAAAAUGAGCACGGUGUCAGUGGCUGCUUCCCUGACUUGUAGCGUGUGUUCAUCCUGUCCCCCUUUGGUGGCAACGAUGGAGUCCUCUUUUUGAUGUUAACCUUAUUGCCUAAAGAACAAGCACAUGUGACAAUAGUUACAGCGACAAAACACAUUUUUUCCUUGGUAUUGCAUUUGCGUUGGUUUAUAUUUAGGUAUAGAUUCAUGCAGUGUUUCAGCAGAGAGAGGAGCUUGCGUAUUGAUCUUGUGUAUUUGUGUGACAGACCUCCCCUCGUGGUUGCUAUGCUGGUUGCUAUGCUGUAUUGCUAGAACAUGUAGAAUGUGGUGCGACGGAGGCAGCCUCCCUCUCUCAGUGCACACAGACACGAGACAACACGACAGCAGGAAAACAUUCAGGCUGUUAAAAACAAGUCUUGGUCUCACCAAUUUUCACUUCCUUUUUAUGUUUUUUUUUUUUUUUCUGUUAAACCCUUUGUGUCGGCCUGUCAUUUCAGUUCUUCAGGGCUGUGUGUUAAUGGCUGCCUUUAGGACCCUCACUGUCCUAUGCACUGUGAUAGUAAAGGAUAAGACUUGGCCCAGAGUCUCUUUCAGCCUCGUGGGGCCAAGGAUCAAUUAACAAGGAUUACUUCUCCCUGUCUUGUGCACUGCCAGUGUUGACACUGCCUCCUCCUGUAGUGGAGUCAUCUGUGAUGAAGUUUUCAUAGUUUACACAGGGUGUUGUCAGUUGAGAUGCCUUAAGUAUUUAACAAUCAUAAUUUAUUACUAACUGUAGAUAUUGUGGGUAUGUAUUUAAUUUUGUAUAGUUUUUUGGGGGCGACUGAAUCAUAAUUUAUUUAUUUAGAAAUAACACAAAAAUGCUAUGAAAAAAAAACUAUUACCUCAUUUUUGCAUUGUUUUAAAUGGGAAUGCUUUGCAUGCAGUUGUACUUUUUAGAACACCGAAAGUUAAAGACAAAAAAAAAAAAAAAAAAAAAAAAAUUAGCUCUGCUGUUUGAUCUCCACAAGCUGGCUGUGCGAUGUUUACUGUCCAAGGCUGAGCUACUGAGCCCGCUCUCCGUCUCUCUCUCUCUCUCUUCCUCUCUCUAUGUCUCUCUCUCUCUCUCUCUCUCUCUCUCUCUCAUGUGGUGCUGUGGAUCUUGGUUACAUUCCAUUCAAUGCAAUUUCUCUGAUCCCCCAUGCUGUGAUGUAGUGGACAAACUGCAAUGAAGUGAACUGGUUCUAGUUUGUGAUUUCUUUCUUUUUUUUUUGUUUUGCACUCACUUGUUAAAAUAUGGGAACCCUCUCACUGGCAAAAAAAUGUAGUUUAGAUAAUUUAAUAUUAUCACUAAGAACUCUGGCUUUUUGUUUUUGUUUUUAAUGCUCUGCUUCUCACAAUGCACUAUGGGUCUUAAUGAUGAUCAUCUGUGAAGCAUGUUCCUUCGCUUUAACUCUUUGUAUCUAUCUCUAAGUUUCGUCUCUCUGGUGUUUCUCUUCAGUUCUUUUUCCAGAAUAGUUUGUAGACUUUAAGCAUAACAAGUGCCUCGCUUUAAGUGUUAGGAGAUAUUUCCAUGUUACUGAAACCAUUAAAUACGUAACAAUCAGUCCAUGAAGCCACCAUGCCUUAUUGGUUGCAUAAUUAAUUAAAAGAAUGGGUCGUGAAAGAGCUAAGACAAUAUUUGACAGGUGUCUACAAAAGCCAUUUUCCUCAAAGAAAUCUCAAAGUCAAUCUGUCCAAAAACAGCUGUCGGUGUGUAGUACUGAAGCAUCACAUACUGUGGAAAUAGUUCUGACCAUAGAGAGGCAUGUUUCACUGUGGGCUUUACAAAUACUACAGUCAUCUUUCUUUACUUCAUUUCUCUAUUCUGUUUCUCUUCCUGUCGCUUACUCUCUCCGAUUCUUUUUUUUUUCACCGUCCAUCCCUCCUCUCAGACUCUAUCCUCUGUUUCCUUUCACAGUCUAAAAGGAAGGCAAGGAUUUUAAAGCACAACCUUUUCUAAAAAUGCAUGUUUUCUCAGGUUUCAAUAUAGUCUCAAUGGUUUAAUAGUAUAUGGUGAAAAUAUAUACAAAGAGUAUAACAGAAAAAAAAAAUUAUUAAUUUUGUUGCUGCUUGAAUCUGAAAAACAAAACUGAAGAGAAAAUCCCAAAAAGUGCCAGUGAAAGGGCUGCCGCCAUCCUUGUAUGAAAAUCUGCUGUUUAGCUGUGACUGCGCAAUGUUUUUCAAUAUAGGAUAUUUUAUCUGAAAAUAGAACUAUUUAUCAUUAAUAUUAAAGCAAUAGCGCAUUAAUGGUGAUGAGUGUGUUGAUGAAGAAAUGGAUGAGCAUAUUAUGGGUAAAUGUUAGAUUCACAUUUGGUGGAAUUUUGUACUUUAUUUAUUAUUACUACUAAUAAUAACGAUAAUGAUUUCAAAAGUUGCAUUGCUAAACCCAAACUGUUCUGUUUUGUUUUUUUAAUUUUAAUUUUAUUUCAUGGCUUGUAUAUUAUCCUUUUGUAUGUGCUCUUUUUGUAAUAAAUUGGAUAAAACUGA